Striga asiatica is the source of this 429-nucleotide messenger RNA. Lineage: Eukaryota; Viridiplantae; Streptophyta; Magnoliopsida; Lamiales; Orobanchaceae. The record is from the annotation of a GenBank genome assembly.
AUGUCAACUGAUGGGUGGAGAGAUUUCAUUCUUGCCGAAGACAUAACCCUAUGCUACUUCUUGGUGUUCCGUCCCAAGACCAUCUUCGACUUUGAAGUGAUGGUGAUGGAGCCCAACGGUUGUGAGAGGCUACCACAUUACACGUUUACUCUCGAUAUAAAGUCAACUCAUGUGGGGCGUGCACGUCUGGGAAUCCCAAUGCAAUUCUGGAGGGAUUACAUUGAAGGCCAUUAUUUGAACUACAACUCCGCAAUGUUGAAGUUUGGUGACAAUUGGUAUGACGUCGAAAUAAUACAUGGGCACGGGAAGAAACUCCUACAGAAUGGUCGUGCACGACAAUUCGUCGAUGACAACAUUGUUGUUGGUGAUGUUUGCACGUUCUUUCUCCUCCCACAUGAAGAAGUCAUAAAAUUCAAAGUGAAAAUGUAG